Closterium sp. Yama58-4 is the source of this 432-nucleotide messenger RNA. The record is from the annotation of a GenBank genome assembly. Lineage: Eukaryota; Viridiplantae; Streptophyta; Zygnematophyceae; Desmidiales; Closteriaceae.
AUGCGAGCGUCGUUAGCGGAUCCCUCUAUAUCGGGACCACCGAUAAGUACCAGUUCCACGGACGAGAAGCCGCCGUUGCUGACACCGGAGCAGGGUCGAAUCGUGCGGGAAACGUUCGCCGAGUUCAUUCAGCCGAACGCCGAUCAACACGCCAUCAUUCUCUUCCUCAUUGUUUUCGACAUUUCCCCCGACGGCCGGAACCUCUUUUCGUACGUUCGCAACUCAACGGAACCCGCGCCGCUGAACAAGCGGCUGCAGGAGCACGCGACGCACGCCUUCGGGCUCAUGUGCGAAGCGAUCAUGCAAAUGGACGACGCGGAUGUGAACAGCAUUUUUGAAAACAUUGGGGAAGGCGAUGGGGGCCAGGUGGCGGGGGGUGGUGGAGGAUGCAUGGAGUCAAGGGUUCGACCUUUUGGAAUACAUCGUGUGUAA